CCUCCAUCCUGUCCCGUUACUGGGUGCUGACAUCAGGCCCCCUGACUGCCCACCCCCAUCAUGCCUGAGGAGACCCAAGAAGCAGACACCGUGGCACCGACGCUGAGCCCGAGGAACAGGGCAUCACUGGCCCCCAACCGCGUGCAGGAGGUGCGCCUGCACCAAGUGGAGUCCAUCAGUGACCUACACAGUGGAGGUUUGCUGUGCCCCUACCUGGCUGAGGAGGCACAGCCAUGGGAUGAGCUGCUGGACAUCUUGCCGCCAUCGCUGUGUGCCCAGCCUGGCUGCAGCCCUCUGCACAGCCGUGGUGGCUUCCUGCUGUUGCUCGCGCUGCUGGUGUUCACCUGCCUGGCACUUGCCACCCUGGCUGUCUACCUGAGCGUGCUGCAGAGUGAGUCUCUACGCAUGCUGGCACACACACUGCACACGCAGGAGGAGACGCUACUCAAACUCCGGCUGGCCAGCCUCAGCCAGCUGCGGAGGCUCAACUCCAGCGAGGCCCGAGCACCCAGCUGA
Molecule: messenger RNA, 516 nt
Organism: Molossus molossus (Pallas's mastiff bat)
Lineage: Eukaryota; Metazoa; Chordata; Mammalia; Chiroptera; Molossidae
Gene: LSMEM2
Product: leucine rich single-pass membrane protein 2
Exons: 4
Coding region: 61-516 (151 amino acids)
Source: RefSeq, a predicted model, not a curated record